AUUUAGUUUAUUUAAAUUUUAAAUCAAUAUAAAGAGAAUGUAUUGUCCGCACAAAAACUCUUACCUCCAGCUCACAUGCGCGGUGAAUCCCCGCGUCAUCAACGCGGCGGUGGACCGUGCUAUGCAGGUGAAGAAGUACGAUCCUCAUACAGAACUACCACCAGCACAACGCCUAGAAUCAAUGCAACCAUCACUAUUCGCGCCGCACGUCGACAUCACGCGCGCCACGCUCGGCUUCGGCCGUACGGGGCUGCGUUUACUUGUUAGAGACUUGCACUCUCCAGACCCGUUAAUUCAACUGCAGGCUAUACACAGCGUGCUCGAUCAGGUACAAAUAUCGGAGAACGCAAUGUUUUUGAUCGACCAACACGUAGCGCAUCGCCUCGUAGAUUUGAUGCUCGAAAGGAAUCCUGUCAUCGGGGAGAAGGUCUGCAACAUCCUAUCACAUCUCGCCAACUACUACCAAGGCAGGACACAUAUCCUCACCAGACCUGUCAUCAUCAGUAACCUAAUGUGGCUCCUUAUGAGAGGAAGGAAGGAAGUUAGAUACGCAGCAGGACAUACUUUAUGCACUUUAUCUAGACAUCUCUGUUGUUGCGAAGCUCUCAUGAAAGAAAAUGAAAUCAUCGAGAAUCUUCUGAAGAUGAUACGAAACGAUCAUGUUGGCAUUGUUCUUCUUUUAUUAGAGACUUUGAUGCAUUUAACCGAUUGGGAUCCUGAACCACCAUUGAAAGCGAACGCAUUCCAAGUUAUGUUGGCACUAUUCAAUCACGAGGAUCCUAGGAUAGUCGCAUCUUCAAUGGAUUGUAUGGCCAAAUUAUGCUGCCAUAGUAUCGGGAGAGAAUUAGCUGAUAUAUACGAUAUAACAUUUGUACUCAAACCUUAUUUGACUCGUACGAUUAAAGUGAAGAUAAGUGCGGUCGGUCUUAUGCAAUAUACAACAUUGACGACUAGAUCAAAAUGGCGUGCUAAAGAGAUAUGUUACGGUCUGACAAAGAUCCUCGUAUCAUUAUGUCAAUAUACGAAUAGCCCUAUCCUACAAUUGCGAGCUAUGCAAGUAUUGAUUAACUUGUGCGAUUGUCCCGACAUACGUUACUAUAUGAAGACGCAUUGUGAGAGAAAGGUGAAGAAAAUAACUAUAGGUUGUAUAGAACUAUGGGACGGUACUGAUGAAUUAAGAACUUACGGCUUAGAUACGAGAAUCAGAAGUAAAUCAUUUGAAAAGAUAACUGAACAUUCUAAUGUAGUUAACUUAUACACUUACAUUAGAAGAGUUAAUGCCACAAAAGAGCAAUUACUUCGAUCAAUUAAUUGGAAGCCGUAUGAAUAA
Papilio machaon (common yellow swallowtail) is the source of this 1330-nucleotide messenger RNA. RefSeq lists its product as uncharacterized. The record is from RefSeq and is a predicted model, not a curated record. The transcript has 3 exons. Bases 38 to 1330 code for a protein of 430 amino acids. Lineage: Eukaryota; Metazoa; Arthropoda; Insecta; Lepidoptera; Papilionidae.